Messenger RNA from Paraphaeosphaeria sporulosa, 2170 nucleotides. RefSeq lists its product as uncharacterized. The transcript has a single exon. The coding region runs from base 334 to 1911 and encodes 525 amino acids. Lineage: Eukaryota; Fungi; Ascomycota; Dothideomycetes; Pleosporales; Didymosphaeriaceae. The record is from RefSeq and is a predicted model, not a curated record.
CAGCGACGCAGGACAGAUGCGCCGAUCUAGACGCGUGAUGCAGGUUCUCUGCGCCCUGCAUUCCCCGCUCAAACAUUUUUAGUGGGUGCGCCACAAAGGGCAGCAAGCGACUCAAUCACCAGCAGGGCUCAUCCUCCACGUCAUUGCGCACAUGCGCGGCACGAGACAGAACAGCCAGCCUUCUUGUUUGAAAUGCAAUCGUGAACUUCUUUUUUCUUAGACCAUGCACCCCUCUUCCUACCUUUACCAGUUGAAGGUCCUGAAUAACGCUGUCUUUGCUUUUUCACAUCGCUCAGCGAAGGGUGGAGCCUUUCCUACGCGAACAACCCCGCAAUGCCUGCAGUAGCCAAUCACACUCAGGCGUCCGCCUUGUGCACUCCUCCACCAACUCCUCCUGCGACAGCGACCCUGUCCAGAGCCCAGAUACUGAGCAAUGUAUACUCGCUGGCCACGGCCUUUGCGACCUGCGUGGAAGCCUUCAAUCUGAUCCAUCCGCACAAGGAUAGCGAUCGCGCGCAGAAAGUCGCCCUUACCAAACUUGGCAUCCAGCAAGGCCGCCUGCUCAUCUUCGGCGAUGCAGUUGGUAUAUCUGCGCCUCCAGCGACCAUCGCGCGACACAUGGUGCCUAGCCAUCCCGGACUGACAAACCCCGAUCCCACAUUGCCUGUCAACUUUGGCGUCAGGGAUGCGCGGCUUGAUGAAGACGCGAUGCGAGAGAAGAUUACGCGCGCCCUGGAAGAGAUAUAUGGUCGGCCAGCGCAUCUGUCUCGCGAUCAAUUGAUGGAGCAGUACGGACUGAAGCAGCCGAAGCGCUUCAGCACCAUUGAGCAACCAUCGCUGGAUACCAACCGUCUCGAGGCGUUCCGCGAGAAGUAUGCGCUGCUUAAUGAUCUCCUCAAGCAAUCAGGUAUUCGGCCCGAAAUUAAGAACAGAAAGGGGAGUAUGACGAUGAAUCACUGGACGGUCAAAGACGUCGCGCGCUUUGAUGCGUUCGUCAGGACCGUGCGCAUCGAGGUCGACGGGUUAAUCGCUUUGAUGGGUGUCAAAGAACAGGUGGACAGAGGGAUGAGGACCGACAUCAAGGCCAUGGCGUGGCAUCCCGACCUGCAGUCUAUGAUUGUGCGCCAGGACUGGGAAAAGCUGAGAUUGAUCAAAGAGGCAGUGACGGAGGAUUAUCCGGAGUAUGUAGAGGUUGCAGAUAAGGCCCUGCAGUACCUUGUUGAAGAGUUACGCGGCACAAAGAUCCAAAUGAUAAAAGAGGCGCAAAUGGCGCAGGCACCCGCAGGAGUACGAAGGGUAAGCGAUGAGAAAGGCGGUGUAAAGGCAAGCGAGCAACACCUGAGAGUCGGAGCGCACAAGGAGAAGCGACCGAGCUUAUGGUCAAGAAUUUCCGGAUAUAAGUCCAGCAAAAACAAACACCGCAAUCAAAGCGUGGUUUCUGCGCCGGACGAAGCCGACCCCCAGCGCUCUCUCUCGGACGGAGGCGCGAAUGGUACCUCCGAGGAUCCGAACGCGCUUACAACUGUGCGCUCGAAGUCCCUCUCUGCGAUGCCAGACGACCCGACGCCAUUCGAUAUAGACGCCAGAAUUGCGGGCUUGUCCGUAGAAGACGGGCAUGAUGGCCCUGAUGGUGAUUUGGAAAGACUCGCGCCAGUGACAAGUUUUCACGAUAUACCUGGUGCAGAGAAGACGCAUGCCAACGUACAGGCGACACUGACGCAGGUACCGACGAGAAGCACGGCGGAUAUUGACGACGUAGAUCCAUUGGACAAGAGUGACAGCCUAGGAAGCAAUCUUUACCAUGCGGAUACGGCCAAUUCGCUGAUCGACAGACACGACAUGUUCAGGGGAGUGGGACGCAUUGCUACGAGGGAUAUCAGGGACAAGAGUCACGAGGCGGCUGGAUGGUAAUCGAGUGACGGUUAAUGGCUGCAGGGCCAUGCGGUCGCUCUGCAAGGUAUUUGUGUAGAUUCUUUUCUUCGAUACCACUUUGCGGGCUUAGUCUAUUCCUCUCUUUUGUGCUAAUUGACAAGCCUAAGAACGCAUCAGGCGCUGUGUAUGAGCGAACGUAGUCCCACGCGAGCAAAUCGGCGUUUGCAUAUAAUACGUCUAUUCUACCAGUUUGUCCUAUUUGCUUGUGGCAGUGUCUACCCUAAUAUCUAUCAUUCAA